Molecule: messenger RNA, 4268 nt
Organism: Armigeres subalbatus
Lineage: Eukaryota; Metazoa; Arthropoda; Insecta; Diptera; Culicidae
Gene: MCU
Product: calcium uniporter protein, mitochondrial
Exons: 8
Coding region: 1110-2447 (445 amino acids)
Biological process (GO): calcium import into the mitochondrion; mitochondrial calcium ion homeostasis
Cellular component (GO): uniplex complex; mitochondrial inner membrane
Molecular function (GO): calcium channel activity; uniporter activity
Source: RefSeq, a predicted model, not a curated record
AGUAUAGAGUAGUGUUGGUCUCAAGCCGUUUGGCUCUAUAUAGUGUCUGUCGGUGCGCUAAAUCCGGGAGAGGAGCAAAACAAAACCCUGCGGGAGAAUCGGUUUGCCUGUCGUCGGUCGUUGUCGUGAACCUUCUGGUUGUGAAUCCUUCGCUCUCCUGAAUUUUCCGAAAACUUCGUCCUCAUAUCCCGGAGGAAAUUUUAGUCUCAGCAAGGAGUAAGAGCGCCAGCAAGUCUGCGGACCUAAUCCUGUGCGCCCACCGACGGUGAGCUUCAGUCUUCUUUCGGAUUCGGGACUCGAGUGUGCUGAUCAUCCCAUCAUCGUCCGCCGAUCCCAGAAGAAGGUGCGCCGCCGUUGUUCCUGCGAGUGUCGUGUCGUUUCGGUCGUGUCGUUUUUUUCUUCUCUGUGCGGUGCCAGUGAUGGUCUGGAAUUUCUGCGAUUGAAAAACCGCAGUGAUAAAAGUCCAGCCUGUUCGGGUACCAAAAAGGGUUCGAACUCCGGUGCCGUGUCGCGGUCCGUGCGUGAGCUUGUGCGUUCAUUAUCCUGACUGAUUGUGCGGUGCCUGAUCUGGUAGACAGGGGACAGCUGAAAGACCUACAAUUGAACGGAACUAAAAAGGUGUGACGAGAAGUUUUUUCUGCUGCCAACAUAGUGGAGGAAGGGAGAAUCGUGCGUUCCUGUCUGACCGAAGAAUCGGUAUUUCAAUACAGGUUCCGGUGGAUUAAAAAACGCGAUUCGUAUUACCUUGUAUCCUUUCCUGGCGCCUGUAAAGGAAGCUGUGAGUAUCGAGUAAUAAUUGCUCUAAUUAGAAACGAGCCAAGCCGGAAAAAGGAGUUCGCGGGAAUAAAUCUUCCUAUCAGUGUUUUCUUUUGUGAUUUAAAGAAGCUGUCAUAGUGAUUGUUCAAGUUCGUUGAUAAUUGAAGCGAGUCAAUUAGCGUGAUUCCGGUGUAGAAAGGAAAAGCGCUUAUCUCCCGAAAAAGUUUAAAAUUUUGUUACAGUGAUCGGCAGCAAAGUUUUGCUGAAAAUAAUUCUCCAGUUUUAGUGCUUUGUUCAGGAGCCAGUUUUGUUGUCUAUUGUGUUCAGUUUUGUAUACAUAUUUGUACGGGAAUAUGGCGCCCGGUGUCUGUGUUAGAAAGUGUCAGAUGCUGUUGAAGCUGGACCUGUCCCGCGGAGGAUUAAGUCCGAAGACCUUUGCGGCCAGCUUCCACCAGCUGUUGAAUCAACAACCGUUGCAUCUUCGGCAUGGUUCACUGCUGACGUAUUGCAAUCAGCAGAAAAAUCCGGAACAGCUGCCGAAUGGAUUCGGAAUCGUCGUGGCCAAGGAUCCAUGGCAUCGAAUAGCAACGAGAGGAUAUUGUUCCAGUAGCGCAUCGUCCGGACAUCAGCAGCAGCAGCAUUUUAGCAGUAGUAGCAGCAGUAGCAGCAGCAACACCACAACCAGCAGUAGCAGUAGUGUCAGUGAAGAAGUCACCGUCAAGUACGUGAGGGGCCUUCCGCACAUCACCGUUCCACUGCCAAGCCGUAACGAGCGAUGCCAGUUCACGUUACGGCCCGUCACGCACAGCGUGGGCGAUUUCCUGGAGAUGCUCAAGGUGGAGGACCGCGGCGUGGACCGAGCGGCCGUACUGAACCGGGAUGGCGUCCGGAUAGCGUCGUCCUGCUCGAUCGAAACACUGAUGGACGAUGAGUUUUGGUUGCACCUGAACGACAGACAAUACUACGUGAGACCGCCGUCACGUGACAGAAUUACCUCAGAAGAACUGACCCGGCUGGGCGAUGUGCAAGCACUGGUGGCACAGCUUUACGAAGCGCUCAACGUUGGCGAACACCAAAUUAGGAAAGAACGAGAACUGAACAGCAAACUGGAGGAACUCAACGAGAAGCUGGGACCUCUGGAAGUGAAAAAAGCCGAACUGGACCAGAAGGCGACCCGUCGCACCGGCAUGCUGACCUGGGUCGGGCUGGGGCUGAUGUCGGUCCAGUUCGGGGUGCUGGCGCGGUUAACCUGGUGGGAAUACUCCUGGGAUAUCAUGGAACCGGUGACGUACUUCGUUACGUACGGGACGGCGAUGGCGGCGUACGCUUACUUCGUGUUGACCAAACAGGAAUACAUCCUCCCGGACGUCAAAGACCGGCAGCAUCUGAUCACCCUGCACAAGUCGGCUAAAAAGGCCGGCGUUAACCUGGCCGAAUACAACGACAUCAAGCGAAAGAUUGCGGAAAUCGAGCACGAUCUGCGCCGACUCCGGGACCCACUCUACAUGCAUCUGCCCGCCCCGCCACCAAAGUCCCCGAACUUCAGUGCCACCGAGAUUGCCACCUCGAAGAAGCUGCUGCAGGAAGCGCUCGAAACAGCGAGCGCCAGCCGGGCCGUGUCCAAGCAGGCCGCUUCCAAGAUCAGUUCCCUGCUCGAGGGCUCCGGGAGCCCAUUCCGGAGCAAAAAAUAAGAUUUCCUGAAUCCUUCGACGUCUUCGUCGCCGUGGACGGCGGAGACGCUGUUCGCUUUUACCGCUAAUAGUUCCCUUGUUAGAAGUUCCCUUUUCCCCCGUUCUUUAUCGUGUUAGGAAUCAAACAGCCGUCGAGGCAUUUCGACAGAAAUGGUUUUCACCACAGCCAUACUUCCCGUUUGUUACCGAAUUUUAGGAAGGAUGAUGGAGAUUAAAAUAACAGAAAAAAACGUCUAGAAAUACAGUGCAAAGUUCGAUUUUCCUACUCCCUUCUCUUUGAACCUAUUUCUUAUAAAACUAACAAAUAAAUGAAUCAAGAGGAAAUCGAAUCAGAAACGUGAAAUCACUCGAAUAACACACCCACACAAUCAUGAAACGAAGAAACCAACAGGAUUACAGUUUAUUAGCGCAAGUAUUUCAAACCAAUCUAUAAGGAAAAACGAACGAAGUAAAAAAAACAAUCUAGCGUAGAAUCAAGUAACUUAACAAAGUACCAUAAAACAAACGCGCAUCACAUCAGAAUGUAAGAAUAUUGUAGCUAGCGUUAUCAAGCGAAUCAAGUUAUAGAAGCGAUAGCAAAUUUUGCGUUAUGAACGUAUAAAAAUGGUUUGCGAAAGAAAGAAAAAAAAAUAGCGCACAAAUGGAAUUUUCCGUUUUGUAGUCUUUUUGAGUAGAAAGAGAAAACUGUUUGAAUAAGUGCUUCCACAAACGAAAAACGGAAAAGGCGAAUCAACCGCAUCAGACCGACAAGGCCGAUAACCGAUGAGAGGAGUUAAAUAGAAGAUAUUAUUGUGUUAUUAUUGUCACCAUCCACCCAUCCCCCCCCAAAUCAAAGUUCAAUCGAUUGUCUCGAAAUCAAAGAACCAAAGUACUUAAGUUGAACUCCAUCAAUCAAGCGUGGUUGGGAUUCAAAACUGACUGCUAAUAGUAAUACCUAAUGUUGGUUGGUUCCACGUGCGAGCACUGCUUCCAAUCGUUUGCCGGUUUGUUAAGCGUUCGUUAUGAAUUUGUGUGUGGUUGCGGUUGGUGUCUGCGGAAGAGUUUUUCAUGUUUUCUUAUAUGGGAUGAAGAGAUUUUUUAAGCGUUUGCAGUCGUAACAUAAUAAAGGAAUUUUAUGGAAACUUUUCCUUAAUUGAAGUUAAGGAAAAUGUUUGUUCAAGUUUGCCGUAGAUGGUAGGUUUUGUUUUGAUUGAUUGUAACCCUUCAAUCUUGAAUCUCAAUACUUAUGACAAAGAGCAGAAAACCAGUAAAAUACUUUGGCUUGCAAUGAACGGUUUGGUAAAAAAAAGAUUGGUAUUUCUAACAAUAUUUGAAAGUCUUUUGUGCAAGCAUGGUGAUUCAACAAUCAUGUUUCCCCUGAUUGUUUGAUAUAAAAGUUUACAAUGCUUCAUAGUCCUGAGGGAUGUUUGAGCUUAACUGCACAAAACAACAAUGAAAAACGUUGACCACGUUCAAAUAGAAAUAAUUAAUUUAUUUUAUUUAUUUUGUUCAUUAUUCUGUCCAGGGGGGUAUUGUGCAACAAAAAAUAUCAUAAUUGAAAAGAGUAUUUCUAAAAAUUGCUAGUUUCUAUUAUGUGCAAGGUUAUUGCAAUAAGUUUGCCAAAUAUAAAACCGGUUUGUUUUGUUCUAUAUCAAUACGUACUAUUAGUUGUUAAUUCUAAUCAAAAUUGCAAAACGUUCAACAUCUUUUGAAAUUAAUUAUAUUUUGUUUGAAAUAUUAACUUUUAACUGUAUGCUUUUUCUACAAUAAAUAAUAUGUUUAUGUCUACACGUUUCGACCAGGCCAAUUUUGUGUUGUAUGUAUGCUUGGUUGUACUUCUUA